UCUGUGUUGUUGAAAACACCCGGUAGUCGGCGUGGAUUGCGGUGAUUUGUUUGAAGAAAUUGCACAUUUCUGAGACAUCUCGGUGAAUUCGCUAAUUAAGAAAUCAAGGGCAACAUUGAUUUGUUUCGUGAUCUAAAGCAGUUGCUUCAUGAUGGAGCCCGAUGGACAAAAGCGCAGAUGGGAGUGCUGGUGGAUCUCUUUGUGUUUUUCUUUUCUGUUGUGCUUCGGACAGCAGGUUUCAGCUCAGAUAAGGUACUCUAUUCCAGAGGAAGUGAAAGAAGGAACUAUCGUUGGAAAUAUUGCAAAGGAUUUGGGGCUUGAAGUCAGUGCUUUGGUGGACAGGCGAUUCCGUAUUGUAUCUGGAUCCAAUGAUGAAUUUUUUCAGGUAAAUCAGAACGGCGUCUUGCAUGUUCAUAAGAAAAUCGACCGAGAAUCGCUGUGUGAUAGUCAUAAUGCAUGCAUGAUCAAUCUGAAGAUUGUCGUCGAAAAUCCCCUUGAAAUACAUUACAUUGGAGUAGAGGUGAUUGAUGUAAAUGACAAUCCGCCUACUUUUAGUGAACAUGAGAAACGAUUAGAGAUUUUGGAAUCGACUGCUCGAGGGACGCGUUUUCAGCUUAAAGCGGCGCGUGACCCGGAUGCAGGGGGCAAUUCCAUUCGUACAUACAAAUUAACCCAAAAUGAACACUUUGAUCUUGAAGUUAGAGAUCAGGGAGAAGAUAAACUGCCAUUUUUAGUUUUACAAAAAACUCUUGACCGUGAGAUUAAUGACGAAUAUAAUUUAGUUUUAACAGCAAUAGAUGGUGGAAAUCCACAAAAAUCCGGAACUCUAAAUAUUACAAUUAACGUUCUUGACCUAAAUGACAAUAGACCGUUUUUUAGCCAAGAAAUGUAUUCUACAACUCUAAAAGAAAAUAUACAAGUUGGAACGCUAGUCAUUCAGGUUCAAGCAAGUGAUGCAGAUUAUGGUUCAAACGGAGAGGUCACAUACGCAUUUGGCAGCGAUCAGAACCCAAAGGUGUAUGAGAUAUUUAGUUUGGAUAAACUGACAGGUGACAUUCGUGUGAAAGGUGAUAUAGAUUUUGAGGACAAAUCUAUUUACAAACUUGAAGUUCAAGCGUCUGAUAAUGGCCAGCCCCCUAUGAAGACAGACUGUAGAGUUGUCAUAAAAAUUUUAGACACGAACGAUAAUACGCCUGAGAUCGAUGUAACGUCACUGUCAAAGAUGGUGCCUGAAGAUUCCAGGCCUGGUACUGUAAUCUCACUCAUUAGUGUUACUGACAGAGACACUGGUGUUAACGGAAAAGUUGUGUGCACUCUCUCAGAAAAUGUUCCAUUUGAAUUAAAACCAUCAGUUCAGGACAACAUGUUUUCGUUAGUCACUAAAAGGAACCUGGACCGUGAAAUCAUAUCAAAUUAUGACAUUACAAUAACAGCGACCGACUUGGGUCAGCCUCCACUGUCCUCCUUUAAAACUCUGAGCGUGCAGGUGUCUGAUGUUAAUGAUAACCCACCUGAAUUUAGCAUAAAUCCUAUUGAAUUAUAUAUGAUUGAAAACAAUGCUGCAGGCGCGGCCAUUCUCACGCUGAGUGCUUUUGACAAAGACCUUAAUGAAAACUCCGUGAUUUCAUAUCAGAUUAUUAAAGGGAAUGACGUGACAUCGUUUCUAAAUAUUAAUUCUGAAACAGGCGCAAUUUAUGCACUUAAAAGUUUUGAUUUUGAAACUACCAAAAAGUUCCAGUUCAAUGUUCUCGCCAAAGAUUCUGGAAGUCCGUCUCUGAGCAGUAACGUGACAGUGAACGUGUUUAUUCUGGAUCAGAACGACAACGUUCCGGUGAUCUUAUAUCCAGUCAGCGCUAACGGUUCUGCUGAGGGUGUGGAAGAGAUUCCCCGGAAUGUGAACGCUGGUCAUUUGGUGACUAAAGUCAGAGCCUAUGACGCAGAUAUAGGAUACAACGGCUGGUUAUUGUUUUCACUGCCGGAAGUGAGUGAGCACAGUCUCUUUAGUUUGGACCGCUAUACAGGACAGAUAAGAACCCUUCGCUCAUUCACAGAAACAGACGAGGCCCAGCAUAAACUGCUCAUACUGGUCAAAGACAAUGGGAACGUUUCACUCUCAGCAACAGCGACUGUGAUUGUCAAAGUUGUGGAGCCCAAAGAGGCUUUUGCAGCUUCUGAUGUUAAAAACGCAGUAAAAGACGAGGAGGAAAACGACGUGACAUUUUAUCUGAUCAUCACUUUGGGCUCGGUUUCAGUGCUUUUUGUCAUCAGCAUCAUCGUGUUGAUUGUGAUGCAGUGCUCGAAAUCGACAGACUAUUCGUCCAAGUAUUUACAGGACACAAAUUACGACGGGACUCUGUGUCACAGCAUCCAGUACAGAUCUGGAGACAAACGGUACAUGUUAGUUGGACCCAGAAUGAGUAUCGGCUCUACAAUAGCGCCAGGCAGUAAUAGGAAUACUCUAGUGAUACCAGAUCGCAGGAGGAGAGAUUCUGGAGAGGUAAGGCUGGUUUUCACCCAGGCUAGAGCGCACUGA
Molecule: messenger RNA, 2533 nt
Organism: Pimephales promelas (fathead minnow)
Lineage: Eukaryota; Metazoa; Chordata; Actinopteri; Cypriniformes; Leuciscidae
Source: RefSeq, a predicted model, not a curated record